GCCAGAGCGAAAGGCAGCCGAGUGUGCCGACAACAGGGGAACGAUCCGCGGACAAACGAUGUUUUUCGUGCACCGAAAUGUUUCUCUGCCAGAAGGUUCACGAUUUUAAAGCGUACUGUUCAAUCAGUGCAUUAUUCACUUAAAGACGGAACGGAGAGUGCAUUGUUGCUUUUGCGGAGCUUUGUGACUACCUCACGAGGGAUUGUCCAACGACAGUAUAUGAGAGGCUCCCUCCCUGUUGUCCUGACAUCACAGAACAUUAUAGUGAGAGACCUGAGGAAAGAGGCUAGCUACUUUACAAAUCAUUGUUACUGGUUCAAGCCCUAAAACUCACAACACACUGUUGGCUCACAAACAGACUUCAAAGUCUUAAAUUCAACCAUCGAGGCACACUUGUAUCAGGAUCGUAACACAGAGAUUUAACUCAGACCAGGGCAGGAGCCUUUUUCUCAUUCAUUGAAUUGUGCUGACUAACACACACACACACACACACACACGACACUGUCCUACAAAAACCGCCUUGCAGUAGUCAUGGAUGACCAGCAGGAGGACCCAGAGGGCAUGUACGACGUGCAGCACCAGUACAUGUGUAGCGAGUGCCACCAGCUCUUCAACACCCUAGAAGAAGUGCUGAUGCACCAGCAGAUCCACACAGGGCAGGAGGGAGAAGAGGGGGAGGCUGGGGAGGCCAUGGCCAUCCAGGGCAUCUCAGAGUACGGGGACAGCCAGUACCAGUGCCUGGAGUGUGGUGCCCUCCUCAGGAACCCAGAUGAACUGCUACUGCACCAGGAGCUGCACAUGAGAGAGGCAGGGUUGGAGACAGAGGACCAUGAACUGUGUGAGGUGUUGGAGACAGAUGAGGCAGGGACAGAGGGCCAGGUGUCGGGGCCUGUCCAGUACCAGUGUCUAGACUGCCUGGCCCUGUUUGACUCUCCAGAGGUGUGGCUGGCUCACAGACAGACCCACAGCAAGAGCAGCACACACAGUGCCACAGAGACUGAGUAUGUGUUGCAGCCCGAUGGUACUGUGACACCCUUGGUCAGUGUUCAGAACUUUGUCUUGAGUGAACAACAAGCUGGGGAGAUCUUAGCACAGGUCCUGGCCCAACAACAACAGCAGCAUCAGUCUACCCCCCAGCCCUCGACCCCCUCCCGGGCCACCUUCCUACCCCCCGUCUCCUCCCUUCCCGGCUCGGCCACCAUGCGUCUCCAGAUCUGCAGUGCCCAGGCCCUGGCCGAUGGAUCCAGUACCCCCGGCCUACGGCGCGCCAAGCUGCUGCCCCCUCUGCUCACUCCUCUAGGGGUGGGCUCGGUAGGAAAGCUGGGGGUCCCGGAGAACGGCCUCCAGAGACUGGAGGUGGUGCUGUCUGCUGUCCGGGAGGAGAAAGAGCAGCAGGGGGAGGUGGUGAUCUUCCACCCCUAUGAGUGCUCCGAGUGUGCCCUCCUCUUCCAGACCCCAGAGGACUUCCUGCAACACCAGGGGGAGCACUUCCUGGCCCAGGAGAAGGAGAGCGGUGAGGAUGGGGUGAUGAUGGGAUACGAGGAGGACAGAGGGAGGGAGGAGGAGAGAGGGGAGGAGAAUGGGGGGAGGGUGGCAGAGGAGAGGGGGAAGGGAACGGGGAGACGCGCCCUGGCUAAAAGAUCUAGAAACACACCCCUAUGCCUGCACUGCAGCCAAUGCCAGCGUACCUUCACGUCGGCCAAUCGGCUGGCGGCACACAGGCGUGUGCACGAGCAUGGUACAUACGAGUGCCGGGAGUGCGACAAGGUGUUUAAGAAGGCGAUGUCACUGCAGACACACAUGCGCUCUCACUCCGGGGAGGCUCGGUAUCUGUGUGUGGACUGUGGUCACGGCUUCAACACAGAGAUGACCCUCAUCAUACACAGGAAGUCUCACACAGCAGAGCCGCUCCACAGGUGUGAACACUGUGCCAAGACCUUCACCAAUAUGACCAAGUUCCUGUACCACCGUAGAACACACACCAAAACAGCCACCACUACACCUACCCCUGUCGUCCUGGUCCCAGCGGCCCCUAGGAGGAUGUCCCUGUCAGCCCUGUCCAUCCUUCAGAGAGCCCGGGCCCUGAGGGAGAGGGGUGAGGGCAGCCCCAUGGAGGGGGACGAGGAGAACCUGAUGGCCCCCCUUACUGAGGCUGAGAUGGAGAUAGGCGAGUCGGGGGAGGACACUGCCUCCAGCUCUCUGAGCAGGGCAGAGGGAGAAAAGGAGAACCGGGUGGAUGUGGAGGGGACACCAAGGGGCAAUGGAGGGUCCCAACCGGGAGAACAUACUGCUGAUCCUGGUUCCUCUACUGACCCUAACCUCGCUGGUCCCUGGGGCGCGUUCCCCUGCCCCUCCUGCCCUCAGGCUUUCCCCUCCCUGCUCCGCCUGGUCAAACACCGCCAUACGGCCCACGUCUCCGAGCGACACUUCAAGUGCUCCGUCUGCACCAAGACCUUCAAGAAGCAGAUGCACCUACGCAACCACCUGCGCACACACACCGGCGAGCGGCCCUUCCAGUGCUCAGACUGCGGAAAGACCUUCUCGUCCCUGGCCAACCUGUCUCGCCACAACCUCACCCAUUCUGGCGUGCGCCCCUACCGCUGCGACAUCUGCCACCGGACAUUCACCCAGUCAUCCAACCUCAGGCAGCACCGCCUACUCCAUGCCAACCUCCCUCCCUGUCCCUGCCCGGACUGUCCCGCCACCUUCGUACGGCCGGCCAAGCUAGCCGCCCACCGCUACACUGUUCACCCGGGGGCCCCAGCCCCGUUCUCCUGCCCCCAAUGCCAGGCUGGCUUCCUGCACAGGAGGAAGAGAGACCGCCACUGUCAGGAGGUCCACCCCACUGAGGCCCAGGAAGACAGAGCGGGAGGGUUAGAGAGCCUGCCCCAAGUGUGCCCUGACGGGGAGCCCCUCUCAGAGCCCUCCACCUCAGAAGACACCAGGACCACCAGCAUCAUGAGAGGGGGCCUGGACUGCACUGUGUGUGGGAAGAAGCUCAACUCUGCAGCCAACUGGCGUCUGCAUCAGCUGAGCCACGGCCUGGUUCCUGGUCGGUCCUGUGGUGGUGUAGUGGCCAGGGGUAAAUCCCACCAGUGCCUAACCUGCGGUAAGCUGUUUGUCUCCUCCUCUGGCGUGACCUUGCAUCAGCGCAUCCACACAGGAGAGCGCCCCUUCCCCUGCAACCUGUGUGGCAAGCGCUUCCGGCAAAACACGCACCUGCGAGAGCACCUGCGCACGCACACAGGGGAGCGGCCGUUCCGCUGCGAAAUAUGUGACAAGGGCUUUGUCCAGAGCAUGCACCUGGCGGAGCACCGGCGUACGCACACGGGGGAGCGCCCCCACGCCUGUCUGGUGUGUGGCAAGGCCUUCAAGUCCUUCUCCAACCUGCGGAACCACAGGAAGACCCACGCACGCCAGCAGAGGCAGGAAGAGGUGGCUGCAGCACAGGUUGCCAUGGAGACCAGCGCCGCCGUGGCGCUAGUGGAGGCAUCCCAGGUGGAACUGGCCAAUGGGCAGCCUCAGCUGAUCCACAUACAGACGUCGACCCUACAGCAGACCCAGGGUACUCCCACCAUCAUGUGUAAUGAGUUUGGGGAGACCAUCGCCAUCAUAGAGACCAGUGAGGGAGGAACCCUACCCCUGGCUGAGGCUAUAGAGAUCUACCACACAGCCCUGGAGAACAGUCUGGGGAUGGACUCCAUCACUGUAGACAGUCUACAGCUCAUCUAACAGUCUGGGGAUGGACUCCAUCACUGUAGACAGUCUACAGCUCAUCUAACAGUCUGGGGAUGGACUCCAUCACUGUAGACAGUCUACAGCUCAUCUAACAGUCUGGGGAUGGACUCCAUCACUGUAGACAGUCUACAGCUCAUCUAACAGUCUGGGGAUGGACUCCAUCACUGUAGACAGUCUACAGCUCAUCUAACAGUCUGGGGAUGGACUCCAUCACUGUAGACAGUCUACAGCUCAUCUAACAGUCUGGGGAUGGACUCCAUCACUGUAGACAGUCUACAGCUCAUCUAACAGUCUGGGGAUGGACUCCAUCACUGUAGACAGUCUACAGCUCAUCUAACAGUCUGGGGAUGGACUCCAUCACUGUAGACAGUCUACAGCUCAUCUAACAGUCUGGGGAUGGACUCCAUCACUGUAGACAGUCUACAGCUCAUCUAACAGUCUGGGGAUGGACUCCAUCACUGUAGACAGUCUACAGCUCAUCUAACAGUCUGGGGAUGGACUCCAUCACUGUAGACAGUCUACAGCUCAUCUAACAGUCUGGGGAUGGACUCCAUCACUGUAGACAGUCUACAGCUCAUCUAACAGUCUGGGGAUGGACUCCAUCACUGUAGACAGUCUACAGCUCAUCUAACAGUCUGGGGAUGGACUCCAUCACUGUAGACAGUCUACAGCUCAUCUAACAGUCUGGGGAUGGACUCCAUCACUGUAGACAGUCUACAGCUCAUCUAACAGUCUGGGGAUGGACUCCAUCACUGUAGACAGUCUACAGCUCAUCUAACAGUCUGGGGAUGGACUCCAUCACUGUAGACAGUCUACAGCUCAUCUAACAGUCUGGGGAUGGACUCCAUCACUGUAGACAGUCUACAGCUCAUCUAACAGUCUGGGGAUGGACUCCAUCACUGUAGACAGUCUACAGCUCAUCUAACAGUCUGGGGAUGGACUCCAUCACUGUAGACAGUCUACAGCUCAUCUAACAGUCUGGGGAUGGACUCCAUCACUGUAGACAGUCUACAGCUCAUCUAAAGGCCAGACAGAGACAACUCAGAACCAUGACCGGACCAUCAGAUAACCCUCACAGAACCCUCACUCGACGAUCUAGAUAUUCUGAGGGUCAAAGAGAGACGACUCAGAACGGUCAUAGAACCAUCAAACAAGCCUCACAGAGUUAUCGACAGCUACUGAGAGCCAGCGAGAGGCUCAACUAUCGGAGAACCAUGACAGAACUACCUGUGUGGGCUGUGGGAGUGUACUGACUCUUGACUGGCAGAGAGCAUGUUUUACUAACAUCCUAUUGGGGCGAAUGUAUGGGGAGCAGUAGAAGAUUCAACUGUGAUCUAGUGAACUACAGCAGUGUAGGAACACUGGUCUGGUUGUCAUUGUUGAGUACAAAAACGAUUGUCUACAAUUGCAGCAGGCAGGACAACAGUAGGUGUUCAUUCACUCAUCCAGACCAAAUGUGUUACGAUCUCAUGUUCAGAAAGACAGGGCAGAGCCGGUCAGUGGUGGUGGAGAGGUUGUUGUGACAGACGUGAAUCGAGGGCCAUUUCCUGUGUUUGUCAUGUUCUUGACUGCCCAUGGAUGUUCGUUCAGUGCUUGUCUGUAAUAUGUGAUUUUUACUUUGAAAACAAUGACUGUUCCUCUUUUUGUUGUGAACAGAUAAAUUAAUGAUAUUUGAUAAUA
Messenger RNA from Oncorhynchus masou masou (cherry salmon), 5418 nucleotides. RefSeq names its product zinc finger protein 574-like. Gene Ontology annotation, biological process: regulation of gene expression. Gene Ontology annotation, cellular component: nucleus. The transcript has 8 exons. NCBI's taxonomy places the organism in Eukaryota, Metazoa, Chordata, Actinopteri, Salmoniformes, Salmonidae. The record is from RefSeq and is a predicted model, not a curated record. Bases 532 to 3732 code for a protein of 1066 amino acids.